CUGUAUAGUGAGCAACUCAGAUUGUGGUUUUUCUCAUCCAUAAGCUCUUCAAUAACCCCGGAGAACACUAAGAUGGAUUUGGUGUAUGUGUUGUGCUUGGUGCUGAGCAUCUGCGCCUGCUUCACGUCAGCGGACAGACACAGCGUCUACUGGAACAGCUCUAACCCCAACUUCCUGUGGGAUGACUACACGGUGGAAGUUCGUAUCAACGACUAUCUGGACAUCAUCUGCCCCCACUACGCCCACGGCGAGGUGUCACAGCAUGCUGCUGAGCGCUAUGUGCUGUACAUGGUGGAGAAGGAGGACUAUGACGUCUGCAAGCCUCACUCCUUCGACCAGCUGAGGUGGGAGUGCUCCAGGCCCUUUGCUCAACAUGCGCCAGAAAAAUUCUCCGAAAAGUUCCAGCGCUUCACUCCAUUCACUUUGGGAAAAGAGUUCAGACAAGGAGAGAGCUACUACUACAUCUCAAAGCCGAUGCAUCAUCACGGCCAGGAUUGUCUCCGUCUGAAAGUGGACGUGGCCGGCCAUAAAGGAUCUGGGAAGACUCUGGUGGACAAAUCCAAAGCUGAGGAGACAGGAAAAACCUUCGAGCUCGGCAAAGGGAAGUUCCCCGCGGCGGGAGGGGUCCACAAUCCCUCCAACAGGCUCCCUGCAGAUGACCCGACUGUGAUGGAGCCGAAGGUUCAGAGGAGCAUCGGCAGCUCAGGAUCGCAGCUGGUCUCCCUCUCGCUCUUCCUCACACUUGCCCUGGUGUUGUUAGCGCACGUGCUUCACUAAAGCAUCGGUGGGACCCAAGGCUGGCCUCGGGUGGACAUUCACAGACUUUUUUAUAAAGUGCUCGAGUGUGUUUUGGAGUGAAUGAGGGGCGUGGAUCGCUCCUAAGAAGAAAAAAAGGACCUCAAAGACUUUUUUUGUAACUUAAUGAUGAGAAUUCUCAUGUUGACCAUUGAAACGCACAAAUGACUCUCUGUCAUUAUGCCGGAAAGCAAACUGAAGGAAGGUGGAUCUGAAAUAGCACCGGCGCAUCUAUGAAAGUACAUUUUUCAAGUAGGUUACGUUCACAUUAAAGCUCUUUUUUUCCCUCCCAAGACGUUUUGUAAAAACAUUUUUAUUGCUCAUACAAGUCCAUUUGUCAUCAUACUUUCCACUUUACCACUAAUUUAUUUUUGACUUAUAUUACAGCUGAUAUCAACUCUUAAAGCACACUGAGCUAAAUCAGCUCAAGCUAUGGCUGACAGUGACAAAUAUGAAAAAACAAUUACAAGUCUAAGUUUUAAUGUGAACGUUUCCUCUCAGAGGUUUCCAGAGAAGCUUUGUGUUUUUCUGUGUGAAAUUGUUGACAGCUACUGCCAAAGUGAAUUAGAGCCCAUGAAAUUAAUGUGAUGCCGAACGGGACUACACUUUCAAUACAAACACUGCUGUGAUCUGAACAUCAAAUUGAGCACAAAGUCAUUAUUCAGUAUUUGAUACAUUUGCUUAUAAGAGUGUAAAUCAAUCAGAAUCAUGAGUGACGCUGAUAAAGCCACUAACACGCUGAUGAAAACAUAUAAUGAUGGAAUGGAUGUUAACCUCACUUGUGUUGUUUGAAUCUACUGACUGGACCAUGUAACGGUACACUGGUUGAUGUUUUCAGAUGUGGUCCAACAUUGUCAAACGUCAUACCUAACAGUUUGACCUUUCUACUCAUGCUUGUGUCAUUGUAUAAAUGUAAAUAUGUAUAUUUGUAAAUAGAGAGAAGUUAUGAGAAACUCUUGUUUUAAAGAUUCUUGAGAAUUCA
Messenger RNA from Synchiropus splendidus (mandarinfish), 1777 nucleotides. RefSeq names its product ephrin-A1b (gene efna1b). The transcript is spliced from 4 exons. Gene Ontology annotation, cellular component: plasma membrane. Bases 73 to 777 code for a protein of 234 amino acids. Gene Ontology annotation, biological process: ephrin receptor signaling pathway; axon guidance. NCBI's taxonomy places the organism in Eukaryota, Metazoa, Chordata, Actinopteri, Syngnathiformes, Callionymidae. Gene Ontology annotation, molecular function: ephrin receptor binding. The record is from RefSeq and is a predicted model, not a curated record.